AUGUCACUCAAAGAAGACAGAGGUUCUGAUGAGAGCCUUCUAGGCAGUGACCGAGAGAGUGAUGAGAUCGAGUGGACUCGACCAAACCAGCGACAGAACUGGAGACGACAUGCUUGGGUAAUUCUCAACCUUCUUCUCUUUCUGGUAUCUCUUGGUCUUUUUGUCGCUGCCUCCUCCAAGUUCAGCUCUGAGUCCGAUAUGGAUUACAUCCGCAAGACGUCCUUUUACUGUGAGCUUCCAUCCGCUCCCCACAAUGCUGACGCUCGAUUAACUUCUCUUACAGCUCCCGUCUUGGACUCAAUCAAUUUCAAGCUGAAGCCUAUUGAAACAGAGGGUGGCUUAUUCGAAGCAAAGAAUCCGUCCAAGUGGCGCAACUCUCUCAAGCCUGAUCCCAAGGUUGAUGAUGCAUGGGAAGAUCUCGAGAUCAUCCGUGUUUUCCCCAUCACUGAGUCCGAGGUUCGCCGACUAGGCAAAGAUCCAGAGCUCCUCGUCAAGUUCCCCCAAGAGUACGGUCUUGGUGAUAAUGCUUACAUGGCGCAAAUCGACAUGUUCCAUCAAAUCCACUGUCUUAACCUUCUGCGGCAUCUGGCUUGGGCCGAGUAUAACCGCAAUGGCACGGCAAAGAAGCCUUUCAGCGACUUGCAUUGGAUUCAUGUUAGCCAUUGCACUGACAUAUUGAUGCAGAACCUCAUGUGCAACGGAAAUUUGGACAUCAUCACCUUCAACUGGGUUGAGACCCAGUCGAAUCCAUUUCCAGACUUUGCGGUCAACCAUCAGUGUAGGGAUUUCGAUGCGAUAUAUGAAUGGCAGGAUAGACACUCGGUGCCAAAAGAAUGGGGGCGGAAUGUCACUCGGCCAGCUGGCGCAAAGCAGAUUCCAAUCAGCGAAGAGUAUUAUCGUAUAUAUGGGAUCGAGAAGCCGCAGGUAUCUACAACACCAUAA
This is a messenger RNA of Fusarium fujikuroi IMI 58289, 942 nucleotides long. RefSeq lists its product as uncharacterized. NCBI's taxonomy places the organism in Eukaryota, Fungi, Ascomycota, Sordariomycetes, Hypocreales, Nectriaceae. Bases 1 to 942 code for a protein of 313 amino acids. The record is from RefSeq and is a predicted model, not a curated record. Gene Ontology annotation, biological process: mycotoxin biosynthetic process. The transcript has a single exon.